AUGGCUUCCUUGAAGCAGUUCAUUCGGAAUGUGCGCGCUGCCAAAACCAUCGCCGACGAGCGUGCCGUCGUGCAGAAAGAGAGUGCGGCUAUCCGCGCCAGCUUCAGGGAGGAAAGCCACGAUUCAAACGUGCGGAGGAACAAUGUCGCAAAGCUACUCUAUCUCUUCACGCUGGGUGAGAGGACGCACUUUGGUCAGAUUGAAUGCCUGAAGCUAUUGGCCUCUCCACGUUUUGCGGACAAGCGGUUAGGAUACCUGGGGACAAUGCUGUUACUCGACGAGAACCAGGAAGUCUUGACUCUGGUGACCAAUUCACUAAAGAACGAUCUCAAUCAUGCCAACCAAUACAUUGUCGGCCUCGCCCUCUGCACCCUCGGAAACAUUGCAUCCGUGGAGAUGGCGCGAGAUCUGUUCCCGGAGGUCGAAACCAUCAUCUCGAGCGCCAACCCAUACAUUCGCCGCAAAGCCGCAAUCUGCGCCAUGAGGAUAUGUCGGAAAGUGCCCGAUCUGCAGGAGCAUUUCCUAGAGAAGGCCAAGUUGUUGUUGCAAGAUCGCAACCACGGCGUCUUAUUGUGUGGCGUCACCCUGGUAGAGAACCUGUGCGAGGCAGACGAAGCAGAGGAUGACGAGAAUGGCGUAAGGGACAUCUUCAGGCCUCUCGUACCCAGCUUGGUCAAGAUACUCAAGGGCCUCUCUUCAUCUGGCUAUGCUCCUGAGCACGACGUGACAGGUAUCACGGAUCCAUUCCUGCAGUGCAAGUUGUUGCAGCUCCUACGAGUUCUGGCGCGCGGCGACGCUCAGGUCAGCGAACAAAUCAACGACAUCCUGGCCCAGGUUGCUACCAACACCGAUUCCUCGAAAAAUGUCGGCAACUCCAUCUUGUACGAAUCGGUCCUUACCAUCCUUGACAUCGAAGCCGAUUCCGGACUGCGCGUACUCGGCGUAAACAUCUUGGGAAAGUUCCUGUCAAACCGGGACAACAACAUCAGAUAUGUCGCUCUUAACACCCUGAUCAAGGUUGUUGCGGUCGAACCAAAUGCCGUACAGCGACAUCGGAACACUAUUCUGGACUGCUUACGGGACCCUGACAUCAGUAUCCGGAGAAGAGCGCUCGAUCUCAGUUUCACUCUGAUCAACGAGAGCAACGUACGAGUGCUCAUACGGGAGUUGCUAGCUUUCUUGGAGGUGGCUGACAACGAGUUCAAACCGGUGAUGACCUCCCAAAUUGGUGUUGCUGCUGACCGUUUCGCUCCAAACAAGAGGUGGCACGUGGACACCAUGCUACGCGUCUUGAAACUUGCUGGUAACUACGUGAAAGAGCAAAUACUCUCGUCCUUUGUCCGACUGAUCGCUACCACACCCGACCUCCAGACCUACUCUGUACAGAAGCUUUACGCUGCUCUGAAGGAAGAUAUCACACAAGAAGGACUCACCUUGGCUGGUUCUUGGGUGAUUGGAGAGUACGGAGACGCUCUACUAAGAGGUGGCCAAUAUGAAGAGGAGGAGCUUGUCAAAGAAAUCAAGGAGAGCGACGUCGUCGAUCUAUUUGAGACUAUCCUUGGCAGCAGCUAUGCCGGCCUGAUCGUCCAGCAAUACAUUGUCACGGCCUCGAUGAAGUUGACCACACGAUUGAGCGAUCCUGCUCAGAUCGAGCGCUUACGGCGAUUGCUGCAACGAUAUGCUGCAAACCUGGACGUGGAGAUUCAGCAACGUGCGGCCGAGUAUGGAAACUUGUUCGGCCAUGACCAAAUCAGGAGAGGUGUUCUUGAGAAGAUGCCACCACCAGAGAUUCGCGAGGAGUCCCGCGUACUGGGUGAAGCGACCAAGAAGCGGCAAUCGAAGAUCGCGAAGAAGAAGCCCGCGCAGGCUGCAACCGAGGACUUGCUACUGGACCUCAUGGGCGACUCUGGUCCAUCUGCCGGUGUGAAUGGCGCUGCCAACGGAACUCAGCAAAGUCAGGAUCUCCUCGCAGACAUCAUGGGUGGAGCAUCGUCACCACCCCAGACAACGUCUCCAGCACCACAGUCAAACGUCGCAAACAUCAUGGACCUCUUCAAUUCCGGCCCUAGCAGCUCCCCCGCCCCAGCACAGUCUGCCGCACCGCCACAAGCAGGCUCUAUGGACCUUCUUGGUGGACUCGGUGGUAUGUCAUCGCCGCCGCCACAGACUUCGACUCCUCCUGUGGCAUCUGGUCCACCUGCACAUCCGGUAUAUAACAAGAAUGACCUCCAGAUCGCCUUCCAGCUUAAGCGCGACGCCAAUGCAGUGCAGCUUCUUGCUCGAUUCCGGAAUACAGGAAGCUUCGGUCAGCUCUCAGGUGUCAACCUACAGGCUGCUGUGCCGAAGAGCCAAAAACUGCAGCUUCAACCUAUCAGCACGAGUGAGCUGGAGGGAGGACAGGACGCGACCCAGCAAAUGAGGGUCACAGCCGUCAAUGGUCCGCCGCCACCAAGACUAAAGCUUCGACUAAAGAUCAGUUAUUCAAGCGGUGCGGGUCCAGUAACAGAGCAGGUCGAUUGGGCAGAGCCGACAUGAUCUUAUGGCCAUGUUU
This is a messenger RNA of Pyrenophora tritici-repentis Pt-1C-BFP, 2551 nucleotides long. Its product is annotated as Vesicle coat complex, various subunit. NCBI's taxonomy places the organism in Eukaryota, Fungi, Ascomycota, Dothideomycetes, Pleosporales, Pleosporaceae. The record is from RefSeq and is a predicted model, not a curated record. Gene Ontology annotation, cellular component: Golgi apparatus; AP-1 adaptor complex; membrane coat. Gene Ontology annotation, molecular function: clathrin-cargo adaptor activity. Gene Ontology annotation, biological process: intracellular protein transport; Golgi to vacuole transport.